CAACAGCGAGUAUCGCUUAACUGGCGUGUGUUGCAGCGCAUUGGAUUCGUACAGAACGCUGACUUGGCACAUGGUCUGUUGGCCUCCAAAAAGCAUGCAAGACGCGUUAAGUAAUAGCUUGGAGAAACUGCCCGUAGUAUGGGACGUGGAGAUCGAAAUCCUUCUGCCAGGCGGCAUGGUGGGCCGACAAGCAACGCUCAUGUUGGCGAUCCUUCACCCCGACAGCUUGCUGAUGAUGCCGAGAACCUGCAGCAGCAAGGCGAGCGGCGCAAGGGCCUGGAAGCCGCUUCCAAGUUCCAAGCAGCGGCUGCAAAGUACGAAUUGGCGCUGAGCGCUGUGGUUCGUCAGCGGCAGCAGCUAGGGCUCGGGCUCGCGCCAUCUCCCCAAGGUAUCGCUGCUGCCUCAGCCGCAGCGGGCGCUAGCAGGGGAGGUGGCCGAGGCGGCGGUGCGGUGGUGACGCUGGAGGAGGCUGUGGACAUGCGCGCCGCGCUGGCCGAGUGCCACCAGCUGCUUGGGGAGGCGCUCACGCAGGCGGCCGCCGCCGCACCUGACCCGCAGCUGAGCGCCGAGGGGGAGCGGCAGGCCGCCGCAGCCGCUCUGCAGCACCUCACCACCGCAGCAUCCCAUUUCGCAGCAUGCCACCCGGCUGCCGUACUCGUAACGCCCGCACCCCCAGCCGUAACCGCAACCGUUGCCGACAGCGCCGUCGCCGCCCCACUCACCGCCGCCGCUGCAUCGGCUGCCGCCGCCGCCACGGCCGCCGCCGCCGCGCUUUCCCCCGACGUCGGCGUCAAUGCGGGGAACUGUCUGGCGGCGAUUGGCGAGCGACUGGAAGAGGAAGCGUCGCGAGUGGCGGCGGCGGCGGCGGCGACCGGGCCGUCCACUGGGGAUUGGUUGUCGCUGUACGACAGCGCACUCGGGUGCUACCGGGGAUCCGCGGUGUGCUACAGAUCGGCACUGGCGCGGGAGGAGGAUGCGCUGACGCUGGGUAACCUGGGGGAUGUGUUGGUCCAGAGCGGCACCUGCCUCUACGCGGUGGCGCGGGCGGUGAGGGACGCGCCGCAACCCGCUGACGUGGCAGCAGCCAUCACCGCCGCUGCUGCUGCUGCUGGUCCCGCUGCUGCAGCUGCCCCAUCCCCGGCCGAGUGGUGCGCAGCUCGAGAGGCGGAGGCGGGCGGGGAGUUCUCGGGCGCACUGGCGGCGUACGAGGCGGCGUGUGCGCUGAGUGACUCGGAGCAGGGUGACGACCUGCCCGGGCUGCUGUGCAACUGGGGGGCCGGCCUGCUGAGCAUGGCGGGCUGCCUGCAGGACCCCGCCGCCCGGCUGCCGCUGCUAGAGGCCGCAGCCAGCCGCCUCAACCACGCAGCCUCAUUCGACCGGGGCGACCCGCAACCGCUGUGCAGCCUGGGAGAUGUGCGAGCCGCGGCGGGGGAGGCGGCGGAGGCGCUGGCGACUGCGGCGACCCAUGGGUCAUCGCCAUCCGAAGCCAUGAUGACGGAUGGCGACAGCGGUACGACAGCGAGUACGACACCAGGGUCGAGUGCUGCCGUACAGCACUGGCGGCGGGUGGCUGAGGAGCACCUGCGUGCGGCGCUGGAGGAGGGUUACGGAGCGGCGUUGAGACUUCGGAGGGACGAAGCGGAGGCGCUGGUGGGUACCGGGGGCAAGGACCGGUAACCGUUAUUUCUUAAUCGCUAGUUUGCGGUGUUGAUUGUGCUUCCCUCUGCCUUCCCUGCUCCAACCCCGUCACGCCCCACAACCCUCGAGCUCGUCUGCUUGCUUGCCAGCCUCGCUCAACACAUAGGGUAUCCUUCUUUCUUUCACCCCACCACAACCCUCACCCUCUCGUCGCCGCCCUGCCAGGUGGGGUGUGGGGAGGUGCACCUGACCCUCGCCCGGCUCGCUACCAAGUUCCCGCAACCCGCUGCUGCUGCUGCACCUACUGCCGCCGUCGCCCCCACCGCGAACGGCACUGCUGCUGCUACUGCCACCCAAGGCGAUUCCGCCACUGCCGCCGCCGCUACAGCAGCAGCCGUACAACAGCAGCAGCAGCACGCGGGGGCCGCUGUGUCGUAC
Astrephomene gubernaculifera is the source of this 2076-nucleotide messenger RNA. The record is from the annotation of a GenBank genome assembly. NCBI's taxonomy places the organism in Eukaryota, Viridiplantae, Chlorophyta, Chlorophyceae, Chlamydomonadales, Astrephomenaceae.